CAUAAUCUUUGUGUUGGUCCUACUUAAGUGACACGACUUAAGUGACUUAGCACGGCACAUAGAAGGGUUGUUAAAGAAAUAUUAAAUUCGGCUCCUCAAGUCUAUUAGCAAUUUCCCCUCCUGUUUUGCCUUAGAUAUUCACAAGUGCAACGCACCAGAAACCUGGUGUUGACUUGAGUCUGGAUUAAUAUAAACAUCCAACACGGUUCUCCGGACAAUCAUAGCUAGUAUGAUCAGGUUGGGUCAGGUUCAGAAAAUAAUCUUCCCUCCUGCCUAGCGUUGGGGCCAAUGCUGCCUCCUGCUGAGCCCAGGCAUCCCGACUACCACCGGACCUUCAUUUUCGCCCAGGGAAAGCUCGAGACUUCCCGCCAAACGCGCGGGUGUACGUCUCGGCGCCCCAGGCGCAGGCAAGACUGCGCAUGUGCGGGACCAGCGGCCGCCAAUACCCCAACGGUGCCGCGGGCCGCGCGCUAUGGCGGAGACGGAAGCGACCCUGCUGCGCCAGUUUCCGCUCUUUCUGCCCCAGAACCGGGCGAAAACCGUGUAUGAAGGCUUCAUUUCGGCUCAGGGAAGAGAUUUCCACCUUAGACUGUUGCUGCCCAAAGAUUUACAGCUGAGGAACGCCAGAUUACUAUGUAGUUGGCAGCUGAAAGCAGUACUUAAUGGAUAUCAUCACAUAGUACAACAGAGAAUGCAGCAGUCUCCUGAUCUAGUGAGUUUUAUGAUGGAGUUGAAGAUGCUUUUGGAAGUUGCUUUAAAGAAUAAAAAAGAACCGUAUGUACUACCUCCUCCUCCCAAGUUCUACUCAAGCCUUAUUGGAGAAAUAAGAGCUCUUGGUUGGGAUAAGCUUGUGUAUGUGGAUCCUUGCUUUAGUACCAUCAAGUUAAAAGCAGAUGUUUCUGGUAGAGAGCAUCUAAUCACUGUCAAGUUGAAGGCGAAGUACCCUGCAGAAUCACCAGAUUGUGUUGUGGAUUUUCCAGUUCCAUUUUCUGUUUCCUGGACACCACAGAGCUCCUUAAUAAGCAUUUAUAGUCAGUUUUUGGCAGCAUUGGAAUCACUGAAGACAUUCUGGGAUGUUAUGGAUGAAAUUGAUGAGAAGACUUGGGUACUUGAGCCAGAAAAACCUACACGGAGUGCUACAGCACGCAGAAUUGUAUUAGGGAAUAACAUUUCAAUAAAUAUAGAGGUAGACCCCAGGCAUCCCACUAUGCUUCCUGAGUGCUGUUUUCUUGGAGCUGACCAUGUGGUAAAACCUCUGGGAAUUAGGCUGAGCAGAAACAUACAUUUGUGGGAUCCAGAAAACAGUCUGUUACAAAAUUUGAAAGAUGUUUUAGAAAUUGACUUUCCAGCUCGUGCUAUCCUGGAAAAAUCUGAUUUUUCUAUGGAUUGUGGGAUUUGUUAUGCCUAUCAACUUGAUGGUGCCAUUCCUGAUCAAGUGUGUGAUAAUUCACAGUGUGGCCAAUCUUUCCAUUAUAUAUGCUUAUAUGAGUGGUUGAGAGGACUACUGACUAGUAGACAGAGUUUUAACAUCAUGUUUGGUGAAUGUCCGUAUUGUAGUAAGCCAAUUACCUUGAAAAUGUCUGGGAGAAAAGCCUGAAAUAAGAAUGCAGCAUUCCUGUGAAGAGCUAGAAACUUAAAUUAUGAAAAGGAUUUUAUUUGAUAACUUCAGAGAAAAUAUAAAGCAAGACAUACUAAUAUCAAAAGAAAAAUAAUGGUGAAGGCAUAAUAAUAUAUAUCUACUUUUAUCUCUUCGCUAAAUGUAAACUGGGACACUGUAAACCAGAAUCCUGUAGAACUGUCUAAUUCUGUGACCUCCAUACCAUUUGUAGAAGUGUUUGUGUACCAAGAUGGAGAGCUUGACUUGUUGAACAUAUCUGGAUUGGUAAAAUCUUGAUGGGGUUCAUAAAAUGAAUUUGGGAAUUGUAUACAGCUGGAUUCGUGUGGAGAACUUUUUACGUCAUUUUGAAAUUCUUGAGACUCACAAUAUUUUUGUCUUCUUCUUGUGCUUUCCUAUGAGAAAAUACAUAUUUAUUAUGUGUUAGGUUUGAGUUAUCCAAGUAUUUUAGUGUACUCUUUAAGAAUGCUAAAUAAAAUGUGUUACAUAAGAUCAA
Messenger RNA from Capra hircus (goat), 2111 nucleotides. RefSeq names its product Fanconi anemia complementation group L (gene FANCL). The coding region runs from base 473 to 1597 and encodes 374 amino acids. The record is from RefSeq and is a predicted model, not a curated record. Gene Ontology annotation, cellular component: nucleus; Fanconi anaemia nuclear complex. NCBI's taxonomy places the organism in Eukaryota, Metazoa, Chordata, Mammalia, Artiodactyla, Bovidae. Gene Ontology annotation, molecular function: ubiquitin protein ligase activity. The transcript is spliced from 14 exons. Gene Ontology annotation, biological process: interstrand cross-link repair; protein monoubiquitination.